CAUUACAUGGUGAGAAGAAUGAGACGUUAGUUCUCAUGGAUAUUAAGAAAUCCUCGGGUUAUAGAGAUUUUAUGUGGGCGACUGAAGUACAUCGCUUUGGUUUAGAAAUGUUGGGCUUGUGGCCUAAAAAUACUACGUUUUCUAUAAAAAGAUUCUGGUCACAACUUCAUGCAGGCAUUAUUUUAAUUUUAUUAGUAUUUGGUAAUAAUGUUCCGAUGAUAUAUACGAUUAUGGAAGAUUGGGGCGACAUGGUACUUGUAAUCGGUACUUUACGUUAUGCUUUACCUCUAUUGGUAGUAUCAGUGAAAUAUGCCAUUAUGCGAUCGAAACGAACAGUUCUCUUAUCGAUUGUGAAUAUGAUGGAGGAAGAUUGGAUAGCAUUUAAAUCGGAUGCAGAAAGAGCAGUGAUGAUAAGACGAGCACGAACUGCUCGAUUAAUUAUGAUCAUUGGAUAUUUUUUUAUUGCAAUCGCAUUUUUCGCAGCAACUGUUCCUACUUAUUUUGACAUCCGAGUAAUUCAUGUGACGAAUUUCACGAAACAGACCAAAUUACCCUUUGAGGCGUAUCACUUUUACAAUAUAAAUAAGAGCCCGCAGCUUGAGUUGACCUUAUUUUUGCAAAACAUAACGAGUUUCUUAGCAGCUGCCACUUACAUGACUGUAGAUUUUUUUUUAUUAUUAGCUAUUUUUCAUAUCUGCGGCCAGCUAGAGAAUUUGAGAUAUCGGCUGAUAAGUUUAGUCUCAUGCAAAAAUUUCGACAAAACUUUACAUGACAUCGUAGUAUUCCAUUUACGCCUUAUCAAAUUUGCUAACAUUAUUGAAAAUGCAUUCACUUUAAUAAUGUUUAUAAUUAUAUUUUACUUUAUUAUUGCAUUUUGUUGCUGCGGUUUUAUAAUGACUAUUAUAUUUAAUAACGGAGAAAUAAAUAAGGAUAUUUUUAUGGAAAUAUUUUACUUGAUAUUUGUGCUUAGUUCUUUAUUGAUGAAUACAUUCUUCUAUUGUGGUGGGGGAGAACUGAUGGUGGAAGAAUCCAAUGCAGUAUAUCGUGCUAUAUGCGACCUAGAAUGGUAUAAAUUGGAAUCUCAGAAGGCGAGAAAUCUUAUUUUAUUAAUGUUACGAGCCAAUCAUCCUUUUCAUAUCUCUGCAGGAAAAAUUAUUCCAAUAACAAUUGACACUUUUUGCAGCAUAUUAAAAACGUCGUGCGGUUAUAUAUCUUUCUUACUGGCAAAGCGUUGAAGAUUAUUAUGUUGCGAUAUGCCCUCUAUAAACAGCCUGAUCGUACCAUACCUCGAGGCCGACUGACGAUGAGAGUAAAAUAAAACAGGUCUACCCCAUGCUCUCCGAAACAAAUAUGGAAUGCAUACGUUGCGAUAUUUAAUGUACAGUAUUAUUAGUUUGGUUAUCCGUUUAGUCCGAAAUCCGCGGUAAAACUUGCAAUUAGGUAAAGUACUUUGAUGAUUAAUAUAGCGGUGGUAUUUAAUUGUUAAGUCGAGUUAUGUACGCACGAAGGACACGAAUGUAUUUGCAAUACAAUAAUUACGAGUAGAUGUUAUUGUAUUUCAAAAUUAAGUUGACUUUAUACAUAGAAAAUUUACAUUAUUCACUU
Messenger RNA from Vollenhovia emeryi, 1605 nucleotides. Its product is annotated as odorant receptor 22c-like. The transcript is spliced from 8 exons. Gene Ontology annotation, molecular function: odorant binding; olfactory receptor activity. Lineage: Eukaryota; Metazoa; Arthropoda; Insecta; Hymenoptera; Formicidae. The record is from RefSeq and is a predicted model, not a curated record. Gene Ontology annotation, biological process: sensory perception of smell; detection of chemical stimulus involved in sensory perception of smell. Gene Ontology annotation, cellular component: plasma membrane. Bases 36 to 1235 code for a protein of 399 amino acids.